AUGGAUUGGGACCCACCAGUGAAAGCACAUGGCCCUGGAGGUCCCCAGGCUUGGAGAGGGCACCAGAUCUGGCGCCCACCAUGCCCAGAUGGUGAGCCUGGAGGAAGACUCGUGUUGGGCCCACAGGCCCCAGGCAAGUUGAGCUCUUCCAAACAGGUGGGCUCCCUAGCAUUGACCGACAGAGUGAGCUCUGCCACCCAGGACAUCCCCCUGGCAUUGACUGGCAUAGAUGCUGACCCUGGAGGAAGACUUGUGUCGGGCCCCCAGGCCCCAGGCCAGUGUCCAUCAGCCAGGUGCUCAGCUCCCAGUGCGCUGAAGCUCAGACCCUUCCUGGCACCCUGGCGUCCAGCACUGAGCUGUGUGAGCUUUUCCACCCAGGUGGGCCCCCUGGCAUUGACCGACAUAGAUGAUGAGACUGGAGGAAGACUUCCAUUGGGCCCACUUUUCCUGGGCCAGUGUCCAUCAGCCAGGUGCUCAGCCCCUGGUGUACUGAAGCUCCAGCCUUUCCUGGUGCCCCAGUCUUCUGCACUAAGCUGUGUGAGCUCUUCCACCCAGGAGGGCCCCUUGGCAUUGACUGGCAUAGAUGGUGAGACUGGAGGAAGACUUGUGUUGGGCCUGCUGUUCCUGGGCCAGUGGCCAUCAGCCUGUUGCCUAGCCCCUGAUGCGCUGAAGCUCAGGCCCUUCCUCACGCCCUGGUCUUCUGCACUAGCUGUGUGAGCUCUUCUGCCCAGGUGGGGCCCAUGGCCUUACACGACAUAGGGUUUGGUGGCCGGGAGGGCCAAUGAUGCUCUGCGUCUGUGUUGGAUCAGUGUUCUUCAUGGAUUCCAUCACAUGGAUAUCCCCUACCCACCUUCCCCUUGCUCAUACGUGAGGCCCUGGUUGGACACAUGUCCUUCUCCUGUCACCCCAGAUGGUGAGCCUUGAGGAAGACUUGUAUUGGGCCCCCACAGGCCCCAGGCCAGUGUCUGUCAGCCUGGUGCUCACCCCCAGUGCGCUGAAGCUCAGACCCUCCGUGGCACCCUGGUCUCCUGCACUGAGCUGUGUGAACUUUUCCUCCCAGAUGGGCCCCCUGGCAUUGACUGGCAUAGAUGGUGAGACCGGAGGAAGACUUGCAUUGGGCCUGCUGUUCCUGGGCCAGUGGCCAUCAGCCUGUUGCCUAGCCCCUGAUGCGCUGAAGCUCGGGCCCUUCCUCGCGCCCUGGUCUCCUGCACUGAGCUGUGUGAGCUCUUCUGCCCAGGUGGGGCCCAUGGCCUUAAGCGGCAUAGAUGGUGAGCCUGGAGGAAGACUUGUAUUGGGACCCUACAGGCCCCAGGCCAGUGUCUGUCAGCCUGGUGCUCAUCCCCCAGUGCGCUGAAGCUCAGACCCUCCCUGGCACCCUGGUCUCCUGCACUGAGCUGUGAUGGUGAGCCAGGAGGAAGACUUGUGUUGGACCCCCACAGGCCCCAGGCCAGUGUCCAUCAGCCUGGUGCUAAUCCCCCAGUGCGCUGGAGUUUGGACCCUCCCUGGCACCCUGGUCUCCUGCACUGAGCUGUGUGAGCUCUUCCACCCAGGCAGGCCCCCGGCAUUGACUGGCAUAGGUGGUGAGCCCGGAGGAGGACUUGCGUUCGGCCUGCUGGUCCCAGUGUGUCCGGAAUUGGUGGGUUCUUGGUCUCACUGACUUCAAGAAUGAAGCUGCGGACCCUCGCGAUGAUGAUAUGGAAGAAAAGCACUCUUUGGCCUGUUGUGACUGGGACAGUUGACAGCACCCAGGUGUCCUUUAAUGAAAAUGCUCUUGACACCAAUGCAUCCUAGCAUCACAGCUUCAGGAAGCCUUCUCAAGUGUGCAUGGGGAGUACCAUGUCUUUCAUCAAUAAUGAAAUCUUCUGAUGUCUUGAUAAAGACUGCUGAGAAGAGCACCCUCUGGUGUUGUCACAGAGGCAAGUGCUACCGCACAGGCAUGCUGCAGUGAAUUUAACUGAUCCUCUGUCCCUGCAACCGUUGUUUAAGGAUGCUAUUCUGAAAAGACUGUGGAGGAAGAAAACCCUUUACCCUGUUGUUCAGGGAGAAACUGACACCACUCAACUGCCUGGCACUGAAAAUGUGGCAUCCAGUCCACUUUACCAUCAGUGUUUAAGGAAACCAUGUCUGAUAAGGAUGACUGAGGAAGAGUACUCUUUGGCUUGUUGACACCAGCACAGCUGACACACCCAGAUAUCUGUUUGGUCUCCUGUGAACUUUCAACCAGGAUUUAAGGAUGCCACUCUGGUUAAAAGCUGAAACAACUUCAAGGAAACUUCAGGGAAAAGAGAAGGCCUGGAAUCUGAUCCUCCACUUCAGAGAACAGGGGUGGUGGAGUCUAUGGCCCUUCUCCUUGAAUCUGAGUGAAAUUAGUGAGUCUUUCAAUCCAAAGACUACAGUCGUACCUCAACUAUCUACAGAGGACUGGUUCCAGGACUCCCAUGGAUCCCAAAAUCCAAGGAUGCUUCGAAUCCCUUAUAUAAAAUGGCAUGGUAUUUGCAUAUAACCUACAUGCAUCUUCAAAUAUGUUAAACCAUCUCUAGAUUACUUAUAAUACCAAAUACAAUGUAAUGCUAUGUAAACAGUUGUUACAAUGUAUUGUCAAAGACAAGCUCUCCUUGCCAAUCCCUGACCAAAUGAGAGAUUCAUGAGCAAAAUAAAUAGUUGCUGAUAUUUAAGGCACUAAGUUUGGGGCAAUGUAUUACACAGCAAUAAAUAACUGGAACAGCAUAGUAAAUUCUAGUUAAAAAUACUAAACUACUAAGUUUUAGUUAACAUACAUGCUGAAGUUAAGGGUGUGGUAUACUAACAACUGCAACUUACUUUGAAAAGCAUAAAAAAAGACACUAGAAGAAGACAGGAUGGAUAGAUGGACAAGAUAGAAGACAAAAAUAGAACAAAAUGUUGUGAAAUUAUAUUCUACAAUUAUUUUAAAGUCUGUGUGGUUUGAAAAAUUGUACGAUAAAAUGAAGAGUGAAAUAAAGACAUUUCCAUACAAACAAAAGCUGAAAGAUUUUGUAGCCAGUAGACCUAUACUUUAGAAAUGUUUAAGAAAUUUUUUCAAGUAAAAGGAAAAUAACACCAGCAACAAACUUGGAUCUACAAAAAGGAAUCUCCACAAAGGAAAAUAAAUAAAAAUGGUAAAUAUGAAGGUAAAUAUAAAGGAAUGUUAUUCUUAGUUUUUAAGUUUCUUCGUAAGACAACUGGCCUUUGAAAGAAAUAGUUUCAAACGCUGCUGUGGAAUCUGUAACACAUAUAGAAGUAAAAUGUUAAGAUCAUAAUACCAAAAAGAAUGAGGGAGAGUAAAUGGAUGUAUACUAUUCCAAAAUUCUUACAUUAUACAUUAAGAGGAAUAAUAUUUUUGAAGGUAGAUUGAGGUAAGUUAAAGGUGCAUAUUGUAAAUCCUAGAAGUAUCACUGGGGGGAAAAAAAACAGAGGGACAAGCUAAUAAUGGAGACAAUACAAAAUUCCAAAAAUGCUCCAUUAACCGAAAAGAAGGCAGAAAAGGAAGAAAAGAUUAGACAAAUAGAAAACAAAUAGUGUCUUAAACACAACUAUAUUGCCAACUGCAAUAAAUGUAAAUGGACUUAAUCAAAUUAAAAAGCAACGAUCGUAAAAAGUCAAUCUGAAAGCAAGAUGCAACUAUAUGCUAUCUAAAAGAAAGACAUUAAAUGACCAAUAAGUUGAAAAUAAAAACACAGCAAAAUGAUAUAAUGUGCAAAAAUUAAUCAUAAGAAAGGAAUGGAUACACUAAUAUCAAAGUAGACUUUAGAUAAGGAACAUUACCAGCGAUAAACAGAGACAUUUCAUAAUGAUAAAGACAUCAAUUAAUCAAGGAGAUCUAACAGUCCUAAAUGUGAACACACCUAAGGACACAACUUUAAAGAUUUUGCUUCAAAGCAUAUGAAGAAAAAAUGAACAGAGCAGAAGGAAGAUAAACUCAAAAUUAUAGUUGAAGAUUUCAACAUUCCUCUCUCGGUAAUUAGUAAGUGGACAGAAAACCAGUAAGGAUACAGAAGAAAUACAUUUAUCUAUCUGACAAAGAACAUAUGUUCUGAAAAGAAUGUGAAAAUAUUUGAACGGACACACAAAAGAAGAAAACUUCUCAACAGCAGUCAUGAAGAAAACGUAAAUUAAGACCAUAAUGACUUUUUACACCCAUUAGAACGGCAAUUAUUUUAAAUAAAAAACAGAAAUUACCAAGUGUUAGAAAAGAUGCAGAGAAAUUGGAACCCUUAUUCACUGCUGGUGGGAAUGUAAAAUGGUGCAGUCACUGUGGAAAACAGUAUGGCAGUCUCUAAAAAAAUUAAACAUACAAUUACCAUAUGACCCAGCAAUUCCACUCCUAAGUACAUAACCAAAAGAAUUAAAAGAAGGGACUCAAACAGAUACUUAUAUACCAAUGUUCAUAGCAGCAUCAUUCACAUAGUUAAAAGUUACAAAGAGUCCAAAUGUCCACUGACAAAUAAAUAAAUAAAACAAAAAGUGAUAUAUGCACACAAUGAAAUAUUACUCAACCUUAAAGAAUCAAAUUUGGAUACAUGCUACAACAUGAAUGAACUUUGAGGACUGAUACGGUUUGAAUAUUUGUCCUGCCCAAAUCUCAUGUUAAAAUAUAAUCCCCAAUGUUGAGGGUGGGGCCUGGUGGGAGGUAACUGGGUCAUGGGAGCAAUCCCUCAUAGCUUGGUGCUCUCCUUGGGAUACAGAGUGAGUUCGCAGGAGAUGUGGUCGUUUAAAAAGGGUGUGCCACUUCCCCACCCUCUCUCUUGCUCCUGCUCUCGCCAUAUGACACGCCUGCUCCCCCUUUGCCUUCCACCAUGAGUAAACUCACCAUGAGGGCUCCCCAGAAGCUGAGCAGAUGGUGGCGCCAUGCUUGUACAGCCUGCAGCACCAGGGGCCAAAUAAACUUCUUUUCUUUUUAAAUUA
Pan troglodytes (chimpanzee) is the source of this 4923-nucleotide messenger RNA. RefSeq lists its product as uncharacterized. NCBI's taxonomy places the organism in Eukaryota, Metazoa, Chordata, Mammalia, Primates, Hominidae. The transcript has 25 exons. The record is from RefSeq and is a predicted model, not a curated record. Bases 1 to 717 code for a protein of 238 amino acids.